Bombyx mori (domestic silkworm) is the source of this 2976-nucleotide messenger RNA. Its product is annotated as protein disulfide isomerase Creld2. Gene Ontology annotation, molecular function: calcium ion binding. NCBI's taxonomy places the organism in Eukaryota, Metazoa, Arthropoda, Insecta, Lepidoptera, Bombycidae. The transcript has a single exon. The record is from RefSeq and is a predicted model, not a curated record. Bases 1 to 1125 code for a protein of 374 amino acids.
AUGCUUAAUAAUUUUCAAUAUUUAAUGGACCCCAACUCUUACAAAUAUCUUUGGUUGUGCUUAUUAUUUAGUUGUCAAGUAAUACUGUGUAAGGAAAUUAGUACACCAUCAACCGAUAAAAAUAUUAAUGUAUUGAAUGAGUGUCAGCAAUGUAAAGUUCUGACAGACUCCUUCAAUUACUGGUUUAAAAAAACAUCACGAGGAAAAUACGAAGGGGGCGAUGUUGCUUGGGAAGAAGCUAAACUAAAAACCUAUGCACGAAGUGAGGUUCGUUUGGUAGAAAUUCAAGAAGGUUUAUGUUCUGAACUAAAGGCUAAUAAAGAUCAAUGCUACUCUUUAGCAGAUGUAGCUGAAAAUGUAUUAGAAAACUGGUAUUACAGUGAAGAUCAUGAUACUGUUAAUUUGUAUACAUGGCUGUGUAUUCAGAAAUUACAAAACUGCUGUCCUCUGUCCCAUUAUGGAGAAUCCUGUUCUCCUUGCCCACAUAAUUUAAACAAUGAAAUUUGUAGUGGAAAUGGUAAAUGUCACGGAGAUGGUACAAGGGAGGGCAACGGAACUUGCAUUUGUAAAAGUGGAUAUUCUGGCAAUUUAUGUGAAGAAUGUGCUGAAAAAUUCUUUUCUGAAAAUGCCAGUUGUAGACCUUGUCAUGCAGCAUGUGCCGCUUGUACAGGAGAGAGUUUAGAUGACUGUAUUACAUGCAGUAAUGGUUGGGAAAUGCAAGAAAAUACUUGUGUGGAUAUUAAUGAGUGUGCAUUGCCACAGGUAUGUGAGAAUGAUGAUUAUUGUAUAAAUCAAGAAGGCACCUUUUUAUGUGAAAAAUGUGAUGAUUCCUGCAAAACAUGUACAGGACCAGGAAGAAAAAAUUGUUCAACAUGCAGAGAAAGUGACAUAUUAAUAUCAGGGAUGUGUUUGAAUGAAUCUCAAAAAAAUAAAAUUGUAAAUGAUGCCAAGAAAAGAGUUUUAACAUAUUUUGGAUUGUUAUUACUGACAAAAGUUACUUUCCGAUCAUCUAAAAUUUUAGCAGCUGUGGUUGUCUUGUUUUCUUCAUUUUAUAUAUAUCACACUGAGGAUACAGCUGAAGUACCUUCAAUAGAUCUUUACAUGCAAAGUUCAGAGUUACCAUGAGUCAUAUAACUAUAAGAAAUGGAUUUAAAAUAUUUUUUUAUUUCAAUAUGACUUUUUGUUAAACCUUGGAUGUACCAAAUAAUUGAACACAUUGUGAAAUAGAUGAUCACAUUGUGUUGCUCCUAAAAGGGGUGCAUGACAUUGGGAGAGUAGUUGCAUUAUAUUUGCAACAUUCUGGUUCAUGCCUUCCAAGUGGCCAAACUAUAUGGACUUCGAAUAAAGAAAAAACAAAAAUAAGAUAGCCGUUAAAUGCUCACACUACUUAAUUUGUUAACAAGGGCGGAUGAUUCAAGGAAUAGAGAAUAGGAGACUUAAAUUUUUAUACUGACUAUUAUGAUUACCUUUUUUUUGUAUCAGCAAAUAUGUUAGAGGAAAAAGCUGAACAAAUGGAUGAGAGAGUAACACACAUCUCUAAGCACUUGAAAAAAUAUCUGGAACAAAACAGGAGUGAAAAAAACUGGAAGAAUAGGUUUUAACCAUUUUAUUGGCACCUUUCAAAUCUCCUGAAUAUGGCAUGAAAGGUACAAUAUAAGCUCGAAAAAUACCUGUAAAAGGUUGCACUUUUAGAUAUACCUAUUUUAAUCAAGAUAAACAUUAUACAAAACCACAGCUGAAAAAUAUUAGUUAUAAAAAUGUUAGUUAUUAUCCAGAGAGGCAAUGGAAGAAUAUUUUUGUAAGGAAGACCUGUUGUCUAUUAAGUAUUGCCUAAAAUAAAUAACAACACGAUAAAUAUACCAUUCAUUGAGUGACAUAAAAUAAGGACCUAAGUGAAGAUAAUACAGGCAAAGCUAAUAAGUCUUGGGACAUCAUAGGGUACUAGCGGUUUUUUUUUUUGUGAAGCUGAUUUAUUGAUCAAAUGCGAUAAAAAACCUCCAAAAAAGGUACUUGCCUGAUGAAACUUGCAGAUUCUAUAAGGAAUAAGCAAAAGCUAUGAAUUGUCUAACAAGGAAUCAAAUGAAUAUUUAGAAAUGUUGGCCACCUGGACUGACAUGUCUAUAGGCCCGCAUCUACCAACAUAAUCACAGAUUGAGAUGAAAAUGCUGAGAAAGGGAUUCCCAACUUUAUAGUCAGUUGUAUGUGUAGAGUUGUAGUUAUUUUUUUAAGUCUAUGUGGUUAUGGAUGUCUAAGCCCAUAAUACUCCUGCUCUAAACCAGCGCUAAUAACUGGCUUCAAUAAUUGUUUUUCCAAACACCUUACAUGUAGUAGAUGAAAGUUGCAAGUAUAUUUUUUAUUUAAGCUAUAUAAGUCUAGAAUAAACAAAUCCUAUUUAUGGAACUUUAAGUUUUUUAGGUUAUCAUUGAUAUACAGGUGAAGAAUGAGUAAACUAUGUAUAUGUAUUAAAAUACCAUUUAUUGCAAAAGUACAUAACUACAGUGUCAUUUAUAUACAAAAAUGUAAUACAAACUUUAAUAAUGAAACUAAUUGUAUAAAUAGCUACUUUAUAAUACAGCAUUCGUACACUAACAUAUUUGAUAAAUGAGUAUGUAAUACAUAAUAAGUAUAAUUGAUAAUUGCCAAUUCCAAUUUUAAAAAAAUUGUCACAACAAAAAAAUGUUAAAAAAAUUGGUUGCAAAAAUAAUCCAUGUAAUAAGUGUAAUUUAUGGUAAUGGAUCUUAUAAUGCAUGUAAUACUUGAAUAUAGGAAAUAAAUGUUGUUUAAGCAGUAACAGGUACACCUUUACUAUAGUUGUGAAAAGUUAUAAGCUACAAGAACAAUAUAAUAUGUAGUACAAGUGAAUAAUCAAAUACAUUUUCAGUAUGUAGAGUAGUUUUAGGCAUUAGUUACCAAUUAUCAUGUAAUCUUUCUCUUUAUAAUAUUUAUUCAAUUUAAUAAAGGAAUAUGAAGAUAAAA